Messenger RNA from Parastagonospora nodorum SN15, 414 nucleotides. RefSeq lists its product as hypothetical. The record is from RefSeq and is a predicted model, not a curated record. The transcript has 2 exons. Lineage: Eukaryota; Fungi; Ascomycota; Dothideomycetes; Pleosporales; Phaeosphaeriaceae. The coding region runs from base 1 to 414 and encodes 137 amino acids.
AUGAAUUUCACAUUACCUUUACCUCAAUUUCUCCUCGAUUGGAUAGCUAAACAUCCAUAUGAAACCGCCAUUCACGCCAUCAACGGAUUGGUUCUUUGCACCCCUGGCGCAAUCACUGUUCCGAUAUUCAGUGCACUUGGCUUCAGUACAAUCGGACCAGGUGCUGGGACGGUAGCGAGUGGGGUGAUGGGCUACUUUGCAUUCGUACCAGCGAGUGGACUUUACGCGACACUGCAAAGCGCUUCUAUGGGUGGAUACGGUGCGAGCUUUGCUGCUGGCGCUGCUCAAGUAGGGGCUGUGGCGUCUUCUGCUGUUGCUUGGGCUGUGGGAUUGGCGUCAGUGAAUGCGACACAAACGAUUUGCUGUGCCCUAUGGGGCUUGCUGCAAGCGCCGCCUUUAGCCAUGCUCCAGUAG